Messenger RNA from Haliaeetus leucocephalus (bald eagle), 4895 nucleotides. RefSeq names its product autophagy related 13 (gene ATG13). The coding region runs from base 2358 to 3908 and encodes 516 amino acids. The record is from RefSeq and is a predicted model, not a curated record. Gene Ontology annotation, biological process: mitophagy; protein localization to phagophore assembly site; autophagosome assembly. The transcript has 17 exons. NCBI's taxonomy places the organism in Eukaryota, Metazoa, Chordata, Aves, Accipitriformes, Accipitridae. Gene Ontology annotation, cellular component: extrinsic component of membrane; cytosol; phagophore assembly site.
ACAAAAGUUGAGACCUGGUGAUUAUAUUGGUGGUUGUAGUACAGGGUAUGUAGAAGCAGGUUCUGGUUUAGUCUGUAUACUUUGGCCUGACAAACAAAAUGAGAGGAUGGACUUUUGGACUGACACCAUAUUUAGACCUUAGGGAAGUACAGAAUGUAACUGCCGGUCAACAGGAAUUACUUAAUUUUGUUUUUUAAGCUGGUGGAGUGCUGGCUUUAGUAAGAUAUUUCCUAAACUGGGAAGUCAUUUAUCAGUUAUGAAAUAAAUCUAUUUCCUGAUCAGCAGGAAAAAUUGCCUCUUUAUCAGUCAAAACUUAAUCAUAUAGUGAACUACUAUAGAGCCUUUGAUUUUAUCAACAUAUUAUGUGAAACAGUUUUUCUGCUAGAAUCUACUCUAGUCUUCCCUGAAAAAGAUCCAUAAACUUUAAAGAAUGAGAGUGGUGCACCUUAAAAUUUAGAACUGUUCUCUCCCUCACGCUCUCUCCAGGUUUCUGACUAACCUACUAAGAAGGCAAAAUGGAGGUUCAUUUUAAGUAAUUGUAGGAUACAGGAGUUUGACUUGUAGGCCCAGCCUUGAAACGGAGUGCUGUCUUUAUGGAGAUCUUUUUAUAGUUGCUUAUUAAUGCACUCAAAAUACCUGCUUGCAGUGAAGCUUCUUCGUCAUUGAAGAGGAUGUUCUAGGAAAGAUUUCUUGGCAGUCAAGGCCAUUUAUCAAAGGCACUCUGUUAAACGCUUAAAAAACUUCCAUGUGCUUCUUGUUUACCUGCAUGAUUCAACGAGGCUUUUCUGGAGCUUCAUGUAGGAUGUUCUCAGAGAUUGAAUUUGGGUGCUCUAUUAACAAAGAAGUUUUGGAAGAGUGGUAGGGACAAGGAGCCCGGUCUGGGGGGCCCAGUCAGGUAACUGGGAACGUACAGCUGGGAUGAGAGCUGUCCACAGCCCUCUCCUUACAGCAACUGCCCUUCUUGUUUCUUCCCUCUGGUCUUUUUAAUAUCACUCUGGGAUAGGAACCAUGAGUAAUUACUCUGCAUCGGUAAAUAUCUGUUUGAAAGGAAAGCCGGAUGACUUUUAAGUUGUAGCAGCCAUGGCUCAAAGUGAAAUCGCAGAGGAGGGAGGUGAUGGAAGCAGCCUGUAUAUACUUUCCCCAGCAGCCAUAAUAAUGCCUGGUGUGCGUCAGGUGCUUCUGGUCCUCCCCCAUUUAUGUACGUGAGUGUCAAGCAGACCUAUACGCUAAAUUCCCACGUAGGAAACACAUACUGUAAUGCAAGUAUUCACAAGUGUUACUGUGCACCUGUUGUGUGCCCGGGUUAUAGGUCUCUGCAGGCAGCGGGGCUGCUGCUGUCAGACUGGAGCAUGGCAGGCUGGUAGCUGUAGUUUCUCUGGGCUUUACCAAGGCACGAAGGGGAGGGCUCUUGCAGUUCAUUGCAUCAUGCAAACAGGGUGCCUGCCAUCAGCUUACGCUGAUUUGUCCUUCUUGGAGAAGGAGAGUAUAAAUACCAGUAGCGUGUAUAAGGCACAAUGCUUAGAUGUUAAACUGUUGGAUAAGCCUAGUAUUCUUCUCUGCCUCAUAACCUUGUGAGAAAAAAUAAGGCUUUAGUCAAAAGAGCCACACGUGGCAGUUCUCCUCUGAACAUCUGUCUCUGACGUUUCUGUUUAAAGCAAAGUGGAGACAAAAGCAGACAAAAAAAGGCAGUAGUAUGAAAAUGGAUGUUGCAGGAAGAGGGAGACAAAGCAAAAAGUCGUGUGGCCAAAAUGCUUGUUUUUAGCUGUGAACAGCCUAUGUGUAAGGAUAAAGCAGUGAGGUAUCAGUUUACUUAAGGGAUUACUUGAGGGGGAAUCGGUCAUCUGUGGGUUUCUAACCUAGACCAAAGGUUAUUUCCUUCUAGUUGUUAUUCAGUGUAAAAUUAGACAGCGUUUUCCUUGAGCUAAGCAUAUGCCUGGAUACUGGCACUUAACAAGGAGCCGUGCUGGCGUUGCAGCCUACAGGACCCCAGAAGUUGAAUAAGUUUGGUGGAACUAAGUUUAAGGCAUUUCCUUCCUGUUCAGGUCAGCUGGUGGCAGCUAACCUGAGGGUACCGAGGCAUUUUUGUAAAUAAAAUGUUUGCUGUAAUUCUAGGCCUGUCUUGACUCUUAGCAAGAAUGAUUCUAAAGGUGAACACUGUCCUAAGCCUUAGCAGAUCUCAGGUAAUCACCAGAGGUCCUCCUGCAAAACUUAGGAGAUGGUGGUCAUCAGAUGACAGCCCUUAGACAUGUCAGGAGCUGAGUUCCAAGGUCCCAGUUUUCCCCUGAAAUUACAGAUGCCUGACAGGAAACCUUGCCUGACACUUUCUGCUCUACUUUAGGCUCUGAUUGCCAUAUGCAAUGGACACUGAUCUCAGUUCCCAAGACAGGAAGGACCUGGACAAGUUCAUCAAAUUUUUUGCUUUAAAGACGGUACAAGUAAUUGUCCAGGCCCGACUUGGAGAGAAAAUCUGUACCCGAUCAUCAUCCUCCCCAACUGGCUCUGACUGGUUCAAUUUGGCAAUCAAGGAUAUACCAGAGGUUACUCAUGAAGCAAAGAAAGCCCUGGCAGGACAACUGCCUGCUGUUGGACGGUCUAUGUGCGUGGAGAUUUCUCUCAAAACCUCAGAGGGGGACUCCAUGGAGCUGGAAAUUUGGUGUCUAGAAAUGAAUGAAAAGUGUGACAAAGAAAUCAAAGUUUCAUACACCGUAUACAACAGGCUGUCUCUACUGCUGAAGUCUUUGCUUGCUAUAACCAGGGUAACUCCAGCCUACAGACUCUCAAGGAAACAAGGCCAUGAAUAUGUAAUAUUGUACAGGAUAUAUUUUGGUGAAGUCCAACUGAGUGGCUUGGGAGAAGGUUUCCAGACAGUCCGUGUUGGGACUGUGGGUACCCCAGUGGGCACCAUCACUUUGUCUUGUGCCUACAGAAUCAACCUCGCUUUCAUGUCAACCAGGCAGCUUGAGAGGACCCCUCCUAUCAUGGGGAUUAUCAUUGAUCACUUUGUGGACCGUCCUUAUCCCAGCUCUUCACCCAUGCAUCCCUGCAAUUACAGAGCUGGUGAGGACAAUGGUGCAGUAUACCCCUCAGUAGAAGAUUCCCAAGAAGUGUGUACCACAUCUUUUUCCACCUCUCCUCCAUCUCAGCUUUCCAGCUCUCGUCUUUCCUAUCAGCCUGCUGCCCUGGGAGUUGGAUCAGCUGACAUGGGGUUUCCUGUACUCUUUGCUGGUGGCUUGAAUGCUGCACACCCUCACCAGUUGAUUGGUCCAGGCAAAGAGGGGGGAGUUCCCCCAAUUCCUAGCCAGCCUGCACAUGGCACUCAAGCUGACCAAGAGAGGAUGUGCACCCCACUGGAUGGAGUCCACUACUCAGCAGCUACUCCUUCUAGUAGCGAGGACACAGAAACAGUAUCAAACAGCAGUGAAGGGAAGUGUGGCUCCCCACAUGACCUUUUGGAGACCAUCUUUAUCCGGAAGGUGGGAGCUUUUGUCAACAAACCCAUUAACCAGGUGACCAUGGCCAACUUAGACAUUCCUUUUGCCAUGUUUGCUCCCAAGAAUGUUGAGCUGGAAGAUAACGACCCCAUGGUCAAUCCUCCUGACUCCCCAGAAACUGAAUCUCCUCUACAAGGCAGCUUACACUCAGAGGGCUCCAGUGGCAGCAGCACAGGGAACACCCACGACGACUUUGUUAUGAUUGACUUUAAACCAGCAUUUUCAAAAGAUGACAUUCUUCCAAUGGACCUGGGGACAUUCUACCGUGAGUUUCAGAACCCCCCUCAACUCAGCAGCCUCUCCAUUGACAUUGGAGCGCAGUCCAUGGCGGAAGAUUUGGAUUCGUUACCAGAGAAGCUGGCAGUCCACGAGAAAAAUGUCAAAGAGUUUGAUGCCUUUGUAGAAACCUUGCAGUGAAGCUGUUUUCCAGUUUUGCUGCAGCAGUUCUUCCUCCUCAAGGCACCCUGGAGAAUGAGGUCAACAAAUACCUGUAUCGCCCCUGCUCUGCCUGUUGUCUCACUUUGACUAGUUCCUUCCAUCAAGUGAGCUUUCUUUGAUUGCUCUCUUCAAUAGCAGAUACAUACAGCUCAUCUGCUGAUUUUCCUCAACUACACCACCGCAUAGUUCUGGACCGCUUUUCCUGCUCACAGUUGGUUUUGAAUUUAAGACUUCAGUAGGGACACAGGAAGUCAAACUCCAAUGUAUGAAACUUAAUUUCUCCUCAGUCUCUGUUCUGUGUGGAGGGGCUUUGUGAAAUGUUGCCAUAUGCUUCCUCCAAAGGUCCUGUGGUAUAAGUUCCCUAGGUAUAGCUUCUUGCUAACAGACUUUUUCCUACAGUCUCCGAUCCUGUUAAAGCAUAGAAAGCUUUGGCUCAUUUCCAGGGUCUGUGAGUUCAGCAGAUUCAACAGUUUUAAGUCCAGGACAUCCAUUCUGCAGAACGGGGCGUUUCAUCCUGACUUCAGUGUGAGUGCCUGGAGCCCAGGGAGAGACAUCAGCUUUGGGACCUGUGUAAUACAAAUUACCUUUGUUUUCCUGCUUCUAAGGAACUGGGUCUCUACACAGUCAUUUUGUGUGAGGCCUUCUAUUAUGCUGGCUGAUAAGCAGGAAUGAAACUACAGAAGCGCUUUCCACAUUUCCUUCCUGAGUGUACUGACACUCGGCCAUGCUGAGUUUACCAGUGUUGACUGUUGGCAAGCCUGCACGUAGCAGCUGUGAUGAUGCUGAAUUCAUAGUCUCUGCUUCUGAAAUGUAACUGUAAAUACUAGGAAUCCUAUUUCUUUAGGGUUAUGUAACUAGGAGUCUUAGUCCAAGAUUCUUUCCUCUAACCCUUGCAAACCUUCCUGCUUUAUGGUUAAUAGAUGAUCUUAAGAAUCAAGAAAUAUUUAUUGCUUUUAAAGAAACCUA